Molecule: messenger RNA, 615 nt
Organism: Pollicipes pollicipes
Lineage: Eukaryota; Metazoa; Arthropoda; Thecostraca; Pollicipedomorpha; Pollicipedidae
Product: glycine receptor subunit beta-like
Exons: 3
Coding region: 1-615 (204 amino acids)
Biological process (GO): monoatomic ion transmembrane transport
Cellular component (GO): membrane
Molecular function (GO): transmembrane signaling receptor activity; extracellular ligand-gated monoatomic ion channel activity
Source: RefSeq, a predicted model, not a curated record
AUGACCGGGACGCGGACCAAGAGGACCUGUUUGCACCGCGCAGUGCUGCCGGCGGACCCCACGCGUGUCGACCUCGCUGGCUUCCUGGCGCCGGCCACCACCGUGGAAACGAAUGGCGGGCUCUUCCACCAGGUCACCAUGGCGACGGUGGCGCAGCACUGCCAGUUCGACUACGCCCACUUCCCGUUCGACACACAGACGUGCCUGAUCCGGCUGCGUUCGACGUCGCCCAACGCGCGGCUCAACGUCUCUGACGUGCGGCUGGAGCCGGACUUUGACGCGCUGCAGCAGAAGUUCGCCGUGCGUGUGCGGCAGCGACAGCCAGCUGCCGCCCACGAGCAGGCGGUGGAGCUGCAGUUGCGGCGACGCAUCGGCGCGCACCUGGCGCGGCUUUACGCUCCCAGCGCGCUGCUGGUGUCGGCCAGCUGGCUGGCGGCGCUGGUACCCGUCUCGCUGAUCCGCAGCCGGCUGCCGGUCACCAUUCUUGCCCUGCUGACGCUGCUGCUGACCGAGGCGCCGCGCUCCGCCGCACACGCCUGGGAGAUCGGCUGCCUGGUGUUCUCGCUGGUCAGCGUGCUGGAGGCUGUGCUGGACAUGAGCAUCUCGCACGACUGA